CCUAAAAGUGGAUAGAGAAUCCUAAACAAAAAAAAAAAAAAACAAACAAACACAAAACCAAUGGCAACCAUAAGCUCUCAUUUUCUCAAAACUCCAACAAAAAUCCAAUCUUUACCCAAAACCCACAAAACCCAUUUCUCUACACCCUUCAAUCUACCUCUCCCAACCCGUUCCACAUCAAAAAGAACCGGGUCGACCCGGUCAGUGGGUGCCCCGACCCGAAUCAGUUGUGGGUUAUUGAUAGAACCAGAUGGUGGCAAACUAGUAACACUCUUUGUUGAGGAAUCACAAAGAGAUUUAAAGAAAGAAGAAGCAGUUAAGUUACCACAAAUAAAGCUUAACAAGAUUGAUAUACAAUGGGUACAUGUGUUAAGUGAAGGUUGGGCUAGUCCAUUAAAAGGUUUUAUGAGAGAAUCUGAGUUCCUCCAAACUCUUCAUUUUAAUUCUAUUAAAAUUGAAGAUGGCUCUGUUGUCAAUAUGUCUGUACCAAUUGUGUUAGCUAUUGAUGAUGAAAAGAAGAGUGAAAUUGGUGGCUCGAGUUGUGUCAGUCUUGUUGAUGAUGACAACAACCCCAUUGCCAUUCUAAACGAUAUCGAGAUCUACAAGCAUAACAAAGAAGAACGGAUAGCAAGAACUUGGGGCACAACUGCCCCAGGUCUUCCUUAUGCAGAUGAAGCUAUAACUCAUGCUGGAGACUGGCUAAUUGGUGGUGAUUUGAAAGUUAUAGAACCAAUCAAGUACCAUGAUGGUCUUGACAGGUUCCGACUUUCACCUGCUGAACUUCGUGAUGAAUUUACAAGGCGUAACGCAGAUGCAGUUUUUGCUUUUCAACUGAGAAAUCCUGUGCAUAAUGGCCAUGCAUUAUUGAUGACUGACACACGUCGGCGACUUCUCGAGAUGGGAUAUAAGAAUCCUGUCCUUUUGCUUCAUCCUCUUGGAGGUUACACAAAGGCAGAUGAUGUUCCACUUCAUUGGAGAAUGAGGCAACAUGAAAAGGUACUUGAAGAUGGGGUGCUUGAUCCAGAGACAACUGUGGUUUCUAUAUUCCCAUCUCCCAUGCACUAUGCUGGUCCAACCGAGGUGCAAUGGCAUGCAAAGGCUCGCAUCAAUGCUGGUGCUAACUUUUAUAUCGUGGGUCGAGAUCCAGCUGGAAUGGGUCAUCCACUGGAGAAGAGAGAUCUUUACGAUGCAGAUCAUGGAAAGAAGGUCCUCAGUAUGGCUCCGGGACUAGAACGGUUGAAUAUCUUGCCUUUCAGGGUGGCGGCAUAUGACAAGACUAAGAAUGGAAUGGCUUUCUUUGACCCCUCUAGGCCUCAAGAUUUUAUCUUCAUUUCAGGCACCAAGAUGCGAACGCUUGCAAAGAACAAGGAGAGCCCUCCAGACGGAUUUAUGUGCCCAGGUGGUUGGAAGGUUUUGGUGGAAUACUAUGAUAGUUUGGCUCAAGCUGAAAAUGGCAGAGUAACUGACCCUGUGCCUGCUUGAAUGCAUCAUCGAGAUAGUGAAUUACAGUAUGUUUGGACUAGAAACAAUUUCUCCCCAUUGUGGUAUCUGAAGAUUCUUUUUUAACAUUAUUACUCUCCAAAAGACAAAUAAUAAUAGCGAGGCAUGGUGGUAUAGGUUGAGGAAAUUUUUUCUUCCUUUUGUAAAUUAUGGUGCUAAACAAAGCAUGCUAAAAUUAUGCACACACCUAUGUUAUAGGGUACUUGCUUUAAUGAAAAUGAGUUUUUAAGUUUUCUGGUGGAUGGACUAUGUAGUACAGAAGUUGGAGAGUUGUAUUUCAUUCUUUUUGAUAGGAAACUUUGGACACCAUUUGUUUUCACUUAAUGGAGGUUUCAUUCUGAAUCA
This is a messenger RNA of Lycium barbarum (goji berry), 1845 nucleotides long. RefSeq names its product ATP sulfurylase 1, chloroplastic-like. The transcript is spliced from 5 exons. Gene Ontology annotation, molecular function: sulfate adenylyltransferase (ATP) activity; adenylylsulfate kinase activity. Lineage: Eukaryota; Viridiplantae; Streptophyta; Magnoliopsida; Solanales; Solanaceae. Gene Ontology annotation, biological process: sulfate assimilation. The coding region runs from base 61 to 1482 and encodes 473 amino acids. The record is from RefSeq and is a predicted model, not a curated record.